This is a messenger RNA of Rangifer tarandus platyrhynchus (Svalbard reindeer), 1104 nucleotides long. Lineage: Eukaryota; Metazoa; Chordata; Mammalia; Artiodactyla; Cervidae. The record is from the annotation of a GenBank genome assembly.
AUGGCGGCGGCGGCGGCGGCAGCUAUGACGGCGGCGGGCUGCGGAGGGGCUGGGGCGGCUCGCUCCCUCUCCCGCUUCCGAGGCUGCCUGGCGGGCGCACUGCUCGGGGACUGCGUGGGCGCCGUCUACGAGGCGCGCGACACCGUCGACCUGACGUCAGUCCUGCGUCAGGUCCAGGAUUUGGAGCCGGACCCCGGCUCGCCCGGGAGCGCGCGGACAGAAGCAUUGUGCUACACAGAUGACACAGCCAUGGCCAGGGCGCUGGUGCAGUCCCUGCUGGCCAAGGAGGCCUUCGACGAGGUGGACAUGGCUCACAGGUUUGCUCAGGAGUACAAGAAGGACCCUGACCGGGGUUACGGUGCUGGAGUGAUCACUGUCUUCAGGAAGCUCCUAAGCCCCAAAUGCCGGGAUGUCUUUGAGCCUGCCCGCGCCCAGUUUAAUGGCAAAGGUUCCUAUGGCAACGGGGGUGCCAUGCGGGUGGCCGGCAUCUCCCUAGCCUAUAGCAGCGUCCAGGAUGUACAGAAGUUUGCCCGGCUCUCGGCUCAGCUGACACACGCCUCCUCCCUCGGUUACAACGGUGCCAUCCUGCAGGCCCUGGCUGUGCAUCUAGCCUUGCAGGGUGAGUCGUCCAGUGAGCACUUCCUUGGACAGCUCCUGGGCCACAUGGAAGAGCUGGAGAGUGAUGCCCAGGCCGUGCUGGAUGCCCGGGAGUUGGGCAUGGAGGAGCAUCCGUACUCCAGCCGACUGAAGAAGAUCGGGGAGCUUCUAGACCAGGACUCAGUGACCAGAGAGGAGGUGGUGUCCCAGCUAGGGAAUGGCAUUGCCGCCUUUGAAUCUGUGCCCACCGCCAUCUAUUGCUUCCUGCGCUGCAUGGAUCCCGACCCCGAGAUCCCCUCUGCCUUCAACAGCCUCCAAAGGACUCUCAUCUACUCCAUCUCGCUCGGUGGGGACACGGACACCAUUGCCACCAUGGCCGGGGCCAUCGCUGGCGCCUACUAUGGCAUGGAACAGGUGCCCGAGAGCUGGCAGCAAAGCUGUGAAGGCUACGAGGAGACUGACGUCCUGGCCCAGAGCCUGCACCGGGUCUUCCAGAAGCAUCUGUGA